Messenger RNA from Dovyalis caffra, 4461 nucleotides. NCBI's taxonomy places the organism in Eukaryota, Viridiplantae, Streptophyta, Magnoliopsida, Malpighiales, Salicaceae. The record is from the annotation of a GenBank genome assembly.
AUGGAGAUGCGGUCUCACUUCCUCUUCAUUUUUCUGGGUUUUUUAGCUCUUGCAGUUCUGGCUCAUGCUCAGGAUCAGGAUCCAUCAGGAUUCAUUAAUGUAGAUUGUGGUUUACCAGGAAAUACUACUUACACUGACGCCACAACUGGCCUAAAUUACAUAUCCGAUGAAUCGCUCAUAGAAACUGGAAUAAGUAAGAGAGUUGCAAUUGCUUCCGGUUCAGAUAGCUAUGACCGACAGCUAUGGCAUGUCAGGAGCUUUCCUCAAGGUGACAGGCAUUGUUAUAAUGUAACAGUCACCAAAGGAAAUAAAUAUUUGAUCAGAGCCAGAUUCAUGUAUGGAAAUUAUGAUGGCCAAAAUGAACUGCCAGAAUUUGAUCUGCAUCUCGGGCCUAAUAAGUGGGAUGUUGUGAAAAUAUCGGAUGCAUCAGAUACUGUAGACAAAGAGAUUAUAAAUAUAUCUACAUGGAAUUAUGUAUAUAUCUGUGUUGUGAAUACGGGCUAUGGGACACCUUUUGUAUCAGCAUUAGAAAUAAGGCCUUCGAAAAAUGACUCAUAUGUAACGCAAUCUGGAUCAUUGAUGUCCUACUUACGGUUGGACAUCGGUUCGUCAACCAAUCAAACAGUCCGGUAUCCCGAUGAUGUCUAUGAUCGUAUUUGGGGUCCUAGUGAUCCAUUAUACGGAUGUGCGGAGAUCAGUACAUCAGAGACCCCAAGUACUGACAAUUCUUUUCAGCCACCGUCUACUGUCAUGAGCAGUGCAGACAUUCCAGCAAAUGCCAGCGAGCCCAUGGAAUUCAAUAUAGGCCCUCAGGAUACAACUCUAGAAUUUUAUUUCUACAUGCACUUCGCUGAAAUCGUAAAGCUUGAAGCCAACCAGUCCCGAUACUUCAACAUUACCUUAAAUGGAGAAUACCGGUCAGAUCUUACUCCAAGUUACUUGGAUACUACCACUGUGUAUAGCACAUCAGCCGAGACUGGAGGGAAAUAUAACUUUUCAAUCUUUAAUCCCGGAGGUUCAACCCUUCCACCCCUUCUCAAUGCAAUUGAAAUUUAUUCUGUAGUUGAACUCCCACUAUCACAGACACAACAAGCUGAUGUUAACGCAAUCGCAAGUAUCAAGUCAACCUAUGGAAUAAGAAGCAACUGGCAAGGAGAUCCAUGCGCUCCUCGAGAUUAUGUGUGGAAAGGUCUUAAUUGUAGCGGCUACAAUGAUCCUACUGCUCCACCUAGAAUCAUAUCCUUGAAUUUGUCUUCAAGUGGAUUGAUGGGGGAGAUUGCCGCUGAUAUUGCCAAUCUGGAAUUGCUAGAAUCUCUGGACUUAUCAAACAAUAAGUUGACAGGAUCAGUGCCUGAUUUCCUAUCUGAAUUGCAAUCCUUGAAAUUCCUAAACUUGACAGGAAACAAGCUCACAGGAGCCAUUCCAGCCGCCCUGUAUCAUCAAAAUCAAACGGGUUCACUAUCCUUAAGUGUGGACGGAAAUCCAGAACUUUGUCCAUCAGUUUCAUGCCAGGAAAAGAGGAAGAAAAGCAACAAUACUGUUGUUCCAGUAAUAGCAUCGGUGACGGUGGGAGCUUUAGUUCUCCUGACAACUGCUCUGGCAGUCAUAUUACGUUGCCUUAAAAGAAAAAAGAAACAAAGUUUGGUUUCCAACAGUGGAGCAUCCGCUGGGAAAGUGGAACUUAAAACCAGCAGGACACAUGAGCCAGUGGAGGCAAAAAGACGGCAGUUCACAUACUCAGAGGUCCUAAAAAUCACCAACAACUUUGGAAGAGCUAUCGGUAAAGGAGGAUUUGGGACAGUUUACCAUGGCAACUUGGACGGUGCUCAAGUAGCUGUCAAGAUGCUGUCCCCAUCAUCAGUUCAAGGGUACAAGGAGUUUGCAGCAGAGGUUAAAGUUCUUUUGAGAGUUCAUCAUAGAAACUUGACUAGCCUUGUUGGGUAUUGUGAUGAAGGCGCUAACUUGGGUCUCAUUUAUGAGUACAUGGCUAAUGGCACCUUGAAAGAUUAUCUCUCAAUUGGAUGGGGAGACUACGAAUUGCAGCAGAGGCAGCUCAAGGGGGACAUUAUGAGCAUAGUAGAUCCGAGGUUACGAGGAGAUUUCAACAUUAAUUCAGCCUGGAAAAUUGUGGAAAUAGCAGUGGCUUGUGUUUCUUCAACUUCUGCUAGAAGGCCAACAAUGAAUCAAGUGGUGAUAGAAUUAAAUGAGUGUUUGGCAUUAGAAAUGGCUCGAACAAGAGAGGGGAGUGAUAUUGAUACUAGUCUAUCACAAGAUUCUCCAGAAUUUAUGUGUCUGAAUGUUCAUACUGGAAUGUCUCCGUUGGGAAGCUUGGAGUGUUUUGUUUAUAAGCUUAAAUCCAACAAGAAUACUGCAGGAACUAAACUGAUCGGUAGUGCAAUGGAAGUGGUCGUCCAGUUUUUCCUCUUUGCAGUGUUGUCCGGUGCCUUUUCUCUAUCAGUUCUAGUUCAAGCUCAGAAUCAGUCAGGUUUCAUCAGUAUAGAUUGUGGCAUAGAAGAAGGUUCUAGCUAUAGAGAUGAGAGCGCAGGAAUUCAUUACAUUUCAGAUGCAAACUACAAAAAUGUGGGUGUAAGAAAAUAUAUAUCAUCUGAGAUCAACACCACUAACAUAUACAAGCAAUAUCUCAAUCUCCGAAGUUUCCCAGAUGGAACCAAAACUUGUUACACUUUAAAGCCCGCAGAAGGAAGAAAUAACAAGUAUUUGAUACGAGCAGGCUUUGGAACACCUUUCAUAUCAGUUUUGGAGCUAAGGCUUUUGGACUACAACACUUAUGACAAUGCAACUGAAUUAAUGACGGACAGACUGGAUUGUGGUUUGAACAAUUCAAAUAUGAUCAGGUUUUCAGACGAUGUGUAUGAUCGCUUCUGGUCACCUUAUCUGCCUAACGAAUGCGAAGUUAAAAAUACUAGCUAUACUGUUGAAUCACCGGAUCGCGACGAAUAUCGAAUCCCAUCUAGGAUCAUGCAGACGGCAGCAGUCCUAGCCAACAAUAGCAAUACCAUACAGUUCUUUCUGACACGCGAUGAUCCCACCUCCCAGUUCUUUCUCUACUUGCACUUUGCUGAAAUUGAAGAGCUACAAGCAAACCAGACUAGAGAAUUCAGUAUCUUCAUCGAUGGAAAGUUGUGGCAUGGACCUACUGUUCCGACAUACUUGCAGACAGCUACAAUAAGUAGCACAUCUGUGUUGAAUGGAUCAGCACAAUUUCAUGUCGAGAUCAAUAAAACCCAAAACUCAACCCUUCCACCCUUGCUCAAUGCCAUUGAACUCUAUUUGGUACAAGAACUUUUACAAUCAGAAACUUACCAAGAAGAUGCCCACGGCUCUGUUCAUAUUUUUCCUUUCAUCUCCGGUCCAUCAUUAAAGAACUUGAUUGUUUUCUCCUCUAUGCUAGCUGAUGCUAUUAUGAAUAUCAAGUCAUACUACAAAGUGAAGAGGUACUGGCAAGGUGAUCCGUGUGCACCAAAAGUUGCUAUAUGGCAAGGGACUUUGUCCUCAAGUGGUCUCUCUGGGGAGAUAUCGCCUGACAUAUUCAAUCUCAAAAUUAUACAGUAUCUGGAUCUGUCGAACAACAGUCUAAGAGGUUCUGUACCUAACUUUCUGUCUCAUUUGCCAUACCUGCGAGUCCUAAACUUAUCCGAAAAUGAGCUUUCAGGUUCAGUUCCAUCAGAACUAAUAGAAAGAUCAAAGAACGGAACUCUCACAUUGAAAGGAGAAAGCAAGGAAAGACAUUUUGCGUACUCUGAUGUUCUCACUAUUACAACCAACUUUGAGAGGACUCUUGGUAAGGGACAAUUUGCAACAGCUUGCUAUAUAGAGGACAUUCAAGUUGCUGUCAAGAUUUUUUCUUCGUCACUCGCUCAAGCAUAUAAGAAAUUUGCGGCUGAUGCCAAACUUCUUACAAAAGUUCAUCACAGAAACUUGAUAGCAUAUUUGGGUUAUUGUGAUGAAGAAGGGAACAACGCACUCAUCUAUGAGUGUAUGACUAAUGGAAACUUGGAGGAUAUUUUAUCAGGUAGCACCAAAGAAUACUACCUUGAUCCAGACUACUAUGUCACAAACAAGCUGAAAGAGAGAAGUGAUGUUUACAGCUUUGGGAUUGUGUUAUUGGCAAUAAUAACAAGCCGACCAGUGACCGUCAGUAAUCAAGAGAGUGCUCAUAUAAUUGAAUGGGCUAGUUCAUUGCUUGGCAGAGGUGAUAUUAAAGGCAUUGUUGAUUCAAGACUGCAAGGAGAUUAUCUUAUUGAUUCAGUGUGGAAAGCAGCGGAACUAGCCAUGGCUUGUGAAUCUCGAACUUCAGUCAAGAGACCAGUCGUGACUCAAAUUGUUAUGGAAUUGAACCAGUGUUUGGCUAUGGAGAUAAGUCGAAUCAGCAGGUCAGAAGGAACAAUAGAAAUGGUCUCUGUAAAUUUGGGUACUGGAGUGAUUCCUGAAGCAAGAUAG